AUGCGCGCCUACACUACUGCUUAUGUUGAGUCAUGUACCCACUGUCGAGCGUCAAAGUCUAUUAACCAGAAGCCUGCAGGCCUUCUUCAACAGUUGCUCAUCCCUUCUCGUCGAUGGGCGCACGUGAGCCUCAAUUUUAUCACGGAUUUUCCCCUUACCACGACAGGGCACAACUCGUUUCUCGUGAUGGUCGACUCCCUCAGCAAGAUGGCUCAUAUCGUUCUUGCAAAGAAGUCAUUCACAGCAGCAGACACUGUGGAACUUCUCGCAGACCGUCUUAUCCGCUACCACGGAUUUUCAGAGAAACUCAUAUCGGACCGCGACCCCCCCUUUCAGGCGGACCUCUGGCAACAACUAUGUCACCGCUUUAACAAACGCGCCAUGUCCUCGUCCUACCAUCCGCAAAGCGACGGCCAAACUGAAAGAGUUAACCGCACACUGGAGCAGAAGCUUCGUACCUACUUCCAACCUGACGAACGCGAGUGGGAGCGUUUGCUUCCGGCCCUGGAACUUGCCUACAACACGACAAGCCAUUCAUCCACCGAGCUCUCUUCCUUCGAGGUCAUGAUCGGCGAGAAUCCGCUGACUGCUGCGAAUUUUGAUAUCGUAGGCGCGUUAGCCCUCACGCUCACUCCUCCGAUGACUAGGCUUUUCCGGCAGCUCUGCGACAGAGUGCAGAGCCACAUCCUGAAGGCAAAGGGGCAGCAGAAAUAUUGCGCAGACACAAAGCGCCGAGCUGUGGAGCAUGCAGUGGGAGACAAGGUUUGGCUCAGUAGCAAGCAUCUGCCGGCGUCAUCUAACUGCCCUAAGUUCGAGCCCCGUUACCGAGGACCCUUUGAAAUCAUUGAACGGAUAGGCAUCGUCGCUUACUGUCUUGCUUUGCCUCCUACGUAUGAAUGCCACAACGUUUCUCAUGUUUCGCAGCUAGUUCCCGCCCUUCAGACGUGGUUCCCCAAGAAGCCGACACCGCCUGGCCCCCUAUCCGCGAUGCUGCCGGCAGUCCGAUAG
This is a messenger RNA of Eimeria necatrix, 1008 nucleotides long. RefSeq names its product Similar to Transposon MAGGYgagandpolgenehomologues, related. The transcript has a single exon. Gene Ontology annotation, molecular function: nucleic acid binding. The record is from RefSeq and is a predicted model, not a curated record. The coding region runs from base 1 to 1008 and encodes 335 amino acids. Lineage: Eukaryota; Apicomplexa; Conoidasida; Eucoccidiorida; Eimeriidae. Gene Ontology annotation, biological process: DNA integration.